Messenger RNA from Gadus morhua (Atlantic cod), 7879 nucleotides. RefSeq names its product ankyrin repeat and fibronectin type III domain containing 1a (gene ankfn1a). Gene Ontology annotation, molecular function: protein binding. Gene Ontology annotation, cellular component: spindle. The transcript has 26 exons. Bases 298 to 5319 code for a protein of 1673 amino acids. Lineage: Eukaryota; Metazoa; Chordata; Actinopteri; Gadiformes; Gadidae. Gene Ontology annotation, biological process: establishment of mitotic spindle orientation; regulation of establishment of bipolar cell polarity. The record is from RefSeq and is a predicted model, not a curated record.
GUGAUGUCGAAGGGGAGAUGGAUAGACUCCUAAAUAGUAGAUGGAGAUCACCCUUUACUUUACUGUCGCCGUGACCGAAGCAGCUUCACUCCGAGUUGAUUGGCUGAUGAGCUACAACAUAAGUGAACUUCGGCCGCUCCCAGAUCUGGAACUGGGCGUCUGUGUGUGGCAGCAAGGAAGGCAGAGACAAAAAGACACGUACCACGGACUGAACAGAUGGGAUCCUCCAAACAGAUGCCAUUGUUCCGAAAAAGUUAGAAUGCAAGAAGAAAGAUCCAAAAGACGCUAUGGCUGACGAUGUCUGUGGACUCAGAUAAGUCCCGCAUGCUGCUGUCACCGCGAGACUCGCGGACCACGCCAUGUGUCUUUCAACCGGCUGAGGAGAAGGAUGACAUCCCCGGUGUUGGGGACGAUAGUGUUCUGGAGAUGCUGAGCUACUCCAAGUUCUCUGACCUGGAGACAUGGCUGUGCAUGCCCUCCACUCUGCUCCCCAGGGCCCUAGAGUCCACCCUGUCCACCUCCUCCUCCUCCUCAAACACAUCCGUCCCUUCGAACCCUUGUUUCUCUACCUGCAGCGACACCAGAAGGCGGGCCAUGCCGGAAAGGCCUCAUGGGAGCGAGGUGGCGUUCCUCAAAGCAGCGCUCGGGACGGAAACCCCCUUCCUCAUGACACCCCUCGGCCCCAUCCUCUCCUCCACCCCCUGCUCGGCCGUUGGCACGGCGACGACCUCCACCUCGCCGACGACCUCCACCUCGGGAAAGACCCCUACCUCUGCAAUGAGCUCUGUCUCUGCAAAGAACCCCACCUCGGCAAAGACCUCCGCCUCGCUGAUGACCUCCACCCCUGCAAAGAUCUCCACCUCAUCAAAGAACCUCCCCACCUCGUCGAAGACCUCCACCUCGCUGAUGACCUCCACCUCGUCAAAGAUCUCCACUUCGUCAAAGACCUCCACCUUGCCGAAGACCUCCACCUUGGGGAGAGCCUCUGCCUUGACCUCCGCCUCGGGGAAGACCUCGACCUCAGCAGAGACUCCCCCCAGCCCCUCCACCUCGCCGGCGGAGCCCGUCCCCUCCCUCCAGGGAGGGGUAAGUGUCAGGAAGCGCCGACGGCUGGGGGCCAGUCCUGGUGGGCUUCGCUGGAAUGCAGGAGGCUCCGUUCUGCGUGACUUCGGGGCCCUGGAGCUGUCUCCUGUGUCGGGCCCCGGGGCCAAUGGGGGGACAGGAAGACCAGUAGCAGCAGCAGCAGCACGAGGAGGAGGAGGAGGAGGAGGAGGAGGAGGAAGUAGAAACCGAGUUGCGAGUGGAGGAGGAGGAGCAGCGUCCACGGCAUCAUCAUCGACGGUGGAACCGGCGGUCCCGGCGAGAUCUGAGGAUCACGUGGCGCUGCGGAAGGCGGUAUCCGUUGACGACCGGCUGCUCAGGCCGCCCGGCUGGGAGCUGCAGCAGGCCGGGUUGCUGGGUCACCUGGAAAAGGGCAGGAAGAAGCUCCGCGGCAUCCAGAGUCUAGGGACGACCGGCCGCUACGAGACAAAGAAGAAAUCGGAGAGUAAGAUCUCACGCCUGGCCCAGAAGUGGAACCGGCGGUCUGAGGGGGAUGCUCUGAUCAAAGACCUGAGACCCCUGUUCUACACGGGAGCCUGUGGAACCUCUCUUAGCCUGGACAGCAGAAGGUUUCCCGUCAGCAUGACCCAGCCGAUGCAGAGCCUGCAGCUGACCCAGAGCAGGAAGGUUCCGGGGGGCCCGGCGUCCCCGAGCGCCGCCAAGCGCCUCUACAGGAACCUCUCGGAGAAGCUGAGGGGCAGCACAUCCUCCUUUGAGGAAACAUACUUCUUCGGCAAGUCCGACCGCCUGCGCAAAGCAUCGACUAUGCAGGGCAGCGACUGCAUCCUGGAGGCGGUGGAGCAGCAGGACCUGGACACUGUGCAGAUCCUGCUGUACCAGUACACGGCCGACGAGCUGGACCUCAACACCCCCAACAGCCAGGGCCUGACCUCCCUGGACAUCGCCAUCAUGACCAACAACACCCCCAUCGCCAAGCUCCUGCUGAAGGCCGGCGGCAAGGAGAGCCCCCACUUUGUGAGCGUGGAGAGCCGCGAGGCCCACCUGAGCUCCCUGGUGGUGGAGGCGGAGCGGAGGGCAGACGAGCUGGCCAUGCAGGCCCAGAAGGAGGGCCUGUCCCUGGACGCCUGCCACAAGGACAAGCAGCUCCGCGCCUGGGAGUGGAGGAGCAAGCUGUACAAGCGCAUGCGCACAGGCUUCCAGCACGCACGUGCCCCGGAGACCCCGUCUCUGGUUCGGCUGAACGUGAGCAGCAGUACCUCGCUGACCGUCACCUUCCAGGAACCCCAGUGUCUCAACUCCACCGUGGUGACCAAGUACAGAGUUGAGUGGAGCUGUCUGAAAGAUUUCUCUCUUCUGGCUGGAGAGAUGGUGUUGGACAACCUGCAGACUUUGAAGUGCAUCAUCAACGGCCUGACGACGGGGCGGUUGUACUAUGUCCGGGUCUCUGCGUACAACAUGAAGGGCUGGGGCCCCACGGCACCUUCCCUUCCUCCAUCUGCUGCACCCUCCAACUGGCGGGACGGGGACGGAACAGAGCCCAGGAGGCGGGGCCAAGUCGAGGCCAUGGAGCGUCUGCUCCAGCAGGUCCGGGCCACACACACACACUACUGCUGCGGAGACUCCUCCAAGCUUCAGAACCCGAGCAGGAAGCAGUCCGUCUCAAGGAGUCUCAAACACCUCUUCAACUCUUCCAACAAGUUUGUGAAAACAUUGAAAAGGGGGAUCUACCUGGCUGCUGUGUUCUAUCACAAAGACAGUCUGCUGGUGACGGCUGAGGACCAGAUACCCAUCGUGGAAGUGGAUGAUUCCUAUAGCAGCUCCCUCAUGCAAGAUUUCCUCUGGUUUACGAAGCUGUCGUGUAUGUGGGAGGACGUGCGGUGGCUGAGACAGAGCAUGUCCGUUUCCAUGUCCUCCUCCUCCACCCUGCAGGCCCGACACAAGAUGCUCACCGCCGCCGGGCAGCUGCAGAACCUCCUGGGAACUCACAACCUGGGCCGGGUACACUACGAGCCCAUCAAGGAUCGCCACGGCAACGUGCUGCUGGUGACGGUGCGCGACAUGGAGAGCCAGUACUCGUUCUUCAGCGGGAAGUGGAUGCAGGUGACCAAGCUGCAGAGCCAGAGGAAGUCCCUGUCCACGCCGGAGGAGCCCUACGCCCUGGACAUCCUCAUCAUCACCAUACAGGACAUCCUGUGGUACCAGCGGCGCAGUGCCCACCGGCUCUCCCCGGGCCUGUACCUGGGCUACCUAAAGCUCAGCAGCUCCGUGGACCAGAUCAAGGUGCUGGUGUCCCAGCGGUCGCCCAACAUGCUCUGUCACGUGCGCGUCCGGGAGAACGCCAACGUCUCCAGGGAAGAAUGGGAUUGGCUCCAGAACCAGUCUGUCACAGAGGAGGCAGAGAAGGAGGAGAAGACGGAGGUAGAGGGUCAAGGGGCGGAGGCUGAGGACGAGGGGGCGGGGCCCAGGAUAGAUGGCCACACCCCUUUGCUGUACUACGAACUGCAGACGGCCCUAAAGUCCCUGCUGAAGGUGAUCAACCUACCUCUGCUCCAGGCGAAGCAGUUCCGCGUGUACGGCCAGGAGGUGCUGGAGCUGGGCCACGGGGUCUCCUUCCUGCUGCUGCUGCCCUCGUCGGACGACGUGUGCACCGCCCCGGGACAGGCCAACGCCUACACCCCCCACUCCGGCUUCCUGCACCUCCCGCUGCAGAUGUUCGAACUAGUCCACUUCUGGGCCUACAAGGAGAAAUUCAUCAGCCUGUACUGUCGCUUAUCCUCCGUGCUGGACCUGGACGCCCUCAUUACCCAGCAGGCAUUGCGGGAGGCCAUUACCGACGUGGAGGUGUCCGGAGCCAAACAGAGGCACCAGCUCAUCCUGGACUACAUACAGCAACUGGACGAGAUGUGGCGGGACCUGCGGUGGAUCACGGAUGCGCUGCAGUACGCCCGCUACAAGCACCCGCGCGGCGGCGUGCCCAUCACCUGCCUGGUGAGCGCCACCCGGACAGAGAGCGACCCUCAGGACCCCAAGACGGACUCCACCUCCUCCACCAUGGAUUACCUGCCCACCCCGUCGCCCUCGCCCGAACUCCGCCGGCGCACCGCCGCCAACGACACGGCGCUGGGCUCUGAUGACGACGGCUCCUCGGAGGUGUUCCUGCCCACCGACAGCGACUACGACUCCAGUGACGCCCUGAGCCCCCGGGACAUGGACCUGCUGUACUCCUCGGCCCAGGACCUCUCCACCCAGGCCCUGCACUCACUGGGGGGCAGCGCCCCCGACGUGCUCCAGAUCCACGAGAUCAGGUACAGUGUUUGCUCCCCCAAAGACUUUCCUUUCCCCCCGCUGCCUGGCAGCGUGGGCCCCCUCUCUCCGUUCUUCGGCGCUCCUCUCUCCCCCUGCCUCCUCCCCCACUCGUCCUCCCUCUCCAAGGACCUGGCCCUCUCCCCCUGCACCCGGCGCCGCUCCCCCUCGCUCUCCAAAACCUGCCCUAUCUCACCCUCCUUCCCCCUCUCCCCCAGAUUCUCCAAAGAUAUGCCCCUCUCUCUCCCCCUCUCCCCCUCCCCGGUGGACGCCGCCGCAAAGACCCUGGAGACCCUCUCCCUGUCCCCCGGCGACCCGGACCCCCGGCCCCCCGCCACGCCCCUCCGCGCCCUGGCCAACCCCCCCAGCAAGCGCAAGCUGCUCUCCCGGAGCCACAGGGGCCAAUACUUCAGCGGGCCCCAGCGCUGGCUCAGGGGACACGGCGGCGGCGGCGAGGGCCACACGGGCUCCCUGUCGGAGGGCGUGUACACCAGGCAGAGGAACCCGGACCUCCCCGGCCCCGGGGAGCUGGCGUCCCCUCAGGGGCCCCCCUUCGUCAGCCAGUCGUCCUGCCUGCUGCUGGAGAGCCGGCGGGGCCGCCACAGGGACCAGCGGCCCCAUGUGCGCCGCAUCUUCGUGGAGCCCUGCAAGGAGGUGUCCCCCGGGCACGAGAGCCAGCGCUGGAGGGAGGAGAGGGACGGAGAGCCGGAGGAGGAGGAGGAGGAGGAGGAGGAGGACGGGGAGCAGGGGGAGGAGCGGGAGGAGGAACAGGGGAGGAUGGAGGUGAUGGGAAGGGGCGCGGGCGUGUCGGUGGUGGUGCUGGAGGAGGCGGAGUCUGGAGGGGAAGGGGAGGGGCCGGACGAGGCGGAAGCGGAAGGCGGCGGCGGCGGCGACCAGGACUCAGACGACCAGAGCAAUGAGCAGCUCUCAGAGAUUCUGAGCAGCACGCUUUAAGGGUCAAAGGUCGGACGGGGGCGCACCGCAUUAGACUCAUCCACACAUCCACCUCUGCAAUGUGUCUGCCCUGCAUCAAACCCCCAGCAUGAGCUCCAGGUGGGACCACUGCAGACCUCUCACAGAGGGGGUGCUCACACUCUCAACAAAGAUACAAACUGAAGUUGCAGGUUCAACUCCCUGUCCGUCUCAAGACUCCCAUGGCACGACUGUUAACGUUGGUAAUAAUACAAGAAACGAUUCUUCAAUGCAAUGAUGAAGGAAAAAACAAGCACUGCUUCUCCAAACAGGAACUUGCACAAGACUGUACAUCCACCAAAAAAAGAUUUACUACAAAUAGGUAUAUGUCUAUAUAGAUAUACGUAUAAGGAGCUGAAGGAGAUUAAGACUGAUUUCAUGGCGUUUUACAUUUUGUUUAGUUUUGUUUUUAUUCGGUUGUAAAGUAUUCCGUAAACACGUUUUCUACAGAGGAAUCCCCCCUCACCCCAUCACUAACAUCAGAGCAUGCAGUCUGAUCCCAACGCUCGCUCCAGUGACGUGAAUGUAUUUCCUACAUUUAAUUUCGUCAUUUUCUGUGGAUAUUGUUGCAUCAAAUCAUGAUCUCUCUCUCUCUCCCUCUGACUCUCUGUCUCUCUCCCUCUCUCUCUCUGUCGCUCCGUCUCUCUCUCCCUCUCUCUCUCUCUCUCUCUCUCUCCCUCUGCUUGGAUGUGUUAUCGAUAUCUUCUGGUGUUGCUUCUGCUGCUGCUCUGAUCUACUCGUAUUUUCUUUCGAUGUCCGACACUAUAUUUUUAUGGCACAAUUGUAUUAAAAUAAAUAUCCAGUAUAUUCCUUACUCCCCCGCCCCUCUUCUAGAAGAGAGGAGCCAGCCGAGUCACCUCUAAAGGAUAUGAACACAGCACUAUUACACUAAAAAACAUAUAUAUAAUCCCCUAACCCCGUAAAGAUUUGCAUUUAUUAAAGAUGACUCCUCCCCCAUGCCGUCCGCCCUGUUUAUAUGAAAGUAUUUUUUUAUCGCGUUUUCCCAGAUGUUGCUAUGGUCCCUUCAGCAUCCCGAGGUGGAGGUUGUGUUGCGUGUUCAGUAGGCAUGAUGUUCACUGGGUUUGUGGAUUACCUGUGUUACCCGUGUGUGUCUUGGGACUUAACAGCUUAGUGUCCGCUUGUGCCUCUUCCUCGUCCUCGCAUGACGACAUCAAGGAGAUGCUCCGAGUCCAUUUCCGUGGUUACCGUUUCACAAAAAGAAAAAGAGAGAAAAAAAAAAACUGUCUGCACUUUGCCUUAUGGACUUGUGUGUUGGCAAAUUUUGAACGUGUUUUUGUUGUUUGUGUGUGUGUGUGUGUGUGUGUGAGAGUGAGUGUGUGUGCAUCCGUGGGUGUGCCGGGUUUAAUUAUGUUUGACCGUUUGAUUCAUUGGGGUUUUUCUUGUUUAUUUUGUACAGUUGUAUCAAAGGGGCUUUGAUUCAACCUGGCUGUGUUCGCAUGGCAGACUGCACCACAGACAACAACCGUGACCUUUACAUUUUGGGGGGUAUUUAGAAAAAAAACAGCAAGAGAGACGCCCACCCCAGCACCCAGUACUCCGUGACGGUUUGAGAGCUUGUCGAACAUGCACCCUCUUCAACUGAUGCACAACGGAAUUGUGUUUUUAAUGUUGCUGUCUUAAAUAUUUGCACAGUUAGCCAAUACGGAAUGAAAGCUAACUUGCAUUGUGUUGUUGUUGUGGAUGCAAUGGGGCAUUACUAAUGGGGCAGCUUGCAUUAUUCACGUCUGACCAAACAUAUUUUGGGUACCUGCUCAUAUGGGGCUCCUAUCAGGUUAAGCUGUUUUAGUAGUAAAAAGAUAAUAGCGAUCACAUUUUUUAAUGGCAUUCAGGAAAAUUCAAUUUAUUUGAUUCUAUAUUUGAUAUUAAAUGUCGGACUUCACUGUCCUCCAUCAUUCAGGUGAUCAUGACUUAGUCCUAUCAAAUCUAUAAGUACUCUCCUUAUGUCUGGAAUAGGACGCAAAGGUUAUCAUUCUAAGACACUUUACAUAAAAUUUAGAAAAAAUAAACAACUUUAUUUAACUAACACUAAUAUGAAUUAUCUCAAAAAGUCUGAUAAACUUGGAUCUUAAGUCAACCUUAAGUAUGUUGCGCCUUUAUGCAACACAAUGCGUAGGGAUGGUAGUCAUUUUAAGCAACCGUUCAUGUUGUUCAUAUCUCGUUGCAUAUGUUGUUGUUGCAGUGUGACGAUUCACUCAAGCUAUACCAAUGCUAUCCUUAUUUUUACAUGAUCACCCUUUGCACAUACAAACAGCCAAAAACUGAGAAGAACCUCAUAUCCUCUAUCUCUCCACCACAAUCACAUAUCUAUCCUCAGUGCCGUUGUACCCUAAAAUAUUUGCUUCAAGUUGUGCUUUUAACUUAUUUGCUGUAAAGAAAAUAUUUUUGGGGCGGUUUUGAUUUUGGAUGAAGUGCAUACGUGGUUUUUCCUGUGUUUUAUUUUUUAUAGUCUCAGUCUCACAUGAAUGGAUUUAUUUCAGAAAUGGAAAUAAAUGUUGCCCCAUGUGGAAGUUGUACACAAAUA